This is a messenger RNA of Hemicordylus capensis (graceful crag lizard), 1848 nucleotides long. It is a transcript of the gene RAB3IP, whose product is annotated as RAB3A interacting protein. The transcript is spliced from 11 exons. Gene Ontology annotation, molecular function: guanyl-nucleotide exchange factor activity. Gene Ontology annotation, cellular component: Golgi to plasma membrane transport vesicle. The record is from RefSeq and is a predicted model, not a curated record. Gene Ontology annotation, biological process: exocytosis. The coding region runs from base 190 to 1572 and encodes 460 amino acids. Lineage: Eukaryota; Metazoa; Chordata; Lepidosauria; Squamata; Cordylidae.
CCAGGCCAGAAGCGGCUACGUCUCCUUCGCUCCGCCGCCUGCUCUCGGGACCUGGCAGCGAAGGGAGGAGCAGCAGCAGCAGCAACGCUGCGAGCAGUCGCUGUUGUCGUGGCUGUCGCCGCCGCCGCCGCCGCCUGGGGGAACGGUCUCGCUGGGUUCGGCAGGUCUUCAUAUGAUGCCUCUUCUAUUAUGGCCAACGACACUUUGGAGGGUUUUCAUGAAGUGAAUCUAGCCUCGCCCACUACACCAGAUCUUCUGGGCGUGUAUGAAUCAAAGACUUCUGAACAAUCUACCUCUCCUACCGUCAUCUACCGGCUUCACCCCUCAGCUGUCUGCUCCACACCUAUUCAACCAAGUGCCCUGAACGUUUCUGAUCUCCCUACACAACCUGUCUAUUCCUCUCCCAGACAUCUAAAUUGUGCAGAAACAUCAGGCAUCAGCAUCAAUGUUACGGAAACUGUCCCUUGUUCUACCUCUGGACCCCUGGGUGGGUCAUCCAAACAUAAUUCCAGAAAGGAAAGCAGUAAUGCAGAGAGAGAAUUUUUGCAGGGUGCAACAUUAACGGACUAUUCUGAAGGGAGUGAUGAUGUCUUGGGGCUGAGCACAGAUAGCCUGUCUCAUCUGCGGAGCCCUUCUGUAUUGGAAGUGAGAGAGAAGGGUUAUGAAAGAUUGAAAGAGGAACUUGCUAAAGCUCAGAGGGAGCUGAAACUAAAAGAUGAAGAAUGUGAAAGACUUUCUAAAGUGCGUGACCAACUUGGGCAGGAAUUGGAAGAACUAACUGCUAGUCUGUUUGAGGAAGCACACAAAAUGGUGAGAGAAGCUAACAUAAAGCAAGCCACAGCUGAAAAACAAUUGAAAGAAGCACAAGGAAAAAUUGAUGUCCUUCAAGCUGAAGUAGCAGCCCUGAAAACAUUAGUGCUGUCCACUUCUCCAACCUCACCAACAAAAGAGCUGCAAUCUAGUGGGAAAACUCCCUUCAAAAAAGGACAUACAAGGAAUAAGAGUACAAGUAGUGCAAUGGGUGUCGGUAACCAGGAUCUCACCAUGAUGCAACCAAUUGUGAAAGACUGCAAAGAGGCUGAUCUAGCUCUGUAUAAUGAAUUCAGAUCCUGGAAGGAUGAACCCACAAUGGACAGGACAUGCCCUUUCCUGGAUAAAAUAUAUCAGGAAGAUAUCUUUCCAUGUUUAACAUUCUCAAAAAGUGAGUUGGCAUCUGCUGUCCUGGAGUCUGUGGAAAACAAUACAUUAAGCAUUGAACCCGUUGGUCUGCAGCCUGUUCGAUUUGUAAAAGCAUCUGCAGUUGAAUGUGGAGGACCAAAGAAAUGUGCUCUCAGUGGACAAAGUAAAACAUGCAAGCAUAGAAUCAAGUUGGGGGAUUCAAGCAACUAUUACUACAUUUCUCCUUUUUGUAGGUACAGGAUCACAUCUGUAUGUAACUUCUUUACAUACAUCCGGUAUAUUCAGCAGGGGCUUGUAAAGCAGCAAGAUGUGGAUCAGAUGUUCUGGGAGGUUAUGCAACUAAGGAAAGAGAUGUCAUUAGCAAAACUUGGAUACUACAAGGAAGAGCUGUAACUUCUAUACUUGAGUGCUCGCAUGAACUUCCAUAAGUGUACAUAUCUUCAGAAUGGUUGAAAAUGCUUGUCACUUGAUAUUUAUUUCAAAGAGGGUCCAAGGUUUCUCCUUUUGUGCAAAUUGCACUAUGUACUCUUGUAGUUCAAUGAAAUGACCUUAUGUAUGGGUGAACAGCAGCAUAGCUCCGUUUAAAACAAAGGCAAGAAGAUUUUUACGUGUAUUAGUGGUUUGUAAUUUACAGUUGAGAAAUGCAGUUUAAAUAAAUGCUAUUCCAGA